AUGGCCGAAUACGUAUCGCAAAUUGCUCAGCUAAGAGCGAAGGUCGCCCGGGGCGGAGUUAUAGACUUUGAGCCGCACUAUACGGUUGCUAAGAAAGUCAUUGAGAGCCUAUUGCCUAGCCACAUGCAAGAGGCAAGGGAGUAUGUGACAGAGCGGAUGCUAUGGGAGAUGUUCUUCCGCGACCCCUUUUGCGGCGUGCCACUUAACAAAUUUGCCUGGCCAACUGUCACCCAACAAGCACUCUUCACCCGUUACAGCGCGGCUCUAACAGAGAUGAUGGUGUUACCUGGUGCCUACAGCGACUUGCCACAGAGCGACAUCUCCCAGCUGGACCAGACGAUCAACUUGCUGCAGCGCAGUCUCGAAACCUCAAAGAAGAUGAUUGAUGACGGCAAUCAGACAGAGGCACAGCUAAAUAUUCAGAUCGCUGAGGCCCUUAACCUCGAGGGAGAAUUGAGAACCGAUAUCGCUGAGGCUCGUAACCUCGAGGAAGGUUUGAGAACCGAGAUCGAGGUGCUUCUAAGACGCAUUUCCAAGCGGGACCAGACGGUCAGCUUGCUGCAGCGUAGUAUUGAAACAUCAAAGAAGAAGAUUGAUGACGGCAAUCAGACAGAGGCACAGCUAAAUAUUCAGAUCGCUGAGGCAAAUUCAACAACCGAGAUCGAGAUGCUACUAGGAAACAGAGCUCCGACGGUUAACGGUAAGGAAGACUAUUUAUUCGCGCAGGUAGGCGAACUUAUGGUUCAGACGAAGCAGAAAAACGAGGAGGUCCAGACUUUAAAUAAGGAACUUAAUAGUCUGAGGCGCUCCCAGAACAAGUUGACGAAGUCGAAUGAAGGGUUGGCCGACGAGGUGAAAAAAUUAAAGCUCGAAGUGAGGGAUGCGCGGAAGAAACAGAAAGUGGUGGAGCGUACCCUUCAAAAGAAUCAAAAGCAGUCUGAGCCCAAUCUCCAGAGUAAGGGCAAGCCGAGUGAGCCAAAGCAUCCAUUCGGGGAUUGGGGAGCCCAAUAA
This is a messenger RNA of Venustampulla echinocandica, 1011 nucleotides long. RefSeq lists its product as uncharacterized. NCBI's taxonomy places the organism in Eukaryota, Fungi, Ascomycota, Leotiomycetes, Helotiales, Pleuroascaceae. The transcript has 2 exons. Bases 1 to 1011 code for a protein of 336 amino acids. The record is from RefSeq and is a predicted model, not a curated record.